UGCUGUCGUGCCGCCGGGCCGGGGAUCGGAGGGAGUGAGCUGUGCGCGCCCGGAGGGCCCGGGCCGUCGGGCGCUCGUCUUGUUUCCAGCCAUGGGGUCGGCGGCGCUGGAGAUUCUUGGCCUGGUGUUGUGCCUGGUGGGAUGGGUGGGCCUGAUCCUGGCGUGCGGGCUGCCCAUGUGGCAGGUGACCGCUUUCCUGGACCACAACAUCGUGACGGCACAGACCACUUGGAAGGGGCUGUGGAUGUCGUGCGUGGUGCAGAGCACAGGGCACAUGCAGUGCAAGGUGUACGACUCGGUGCUGGCGCUGAGCACAGAGGUGCAGGCGGCGCGGGCGCUCACGGUGGGCGCCGUGCUUCUGGCGCUUGUCGCGCUCUUCGUGACCCUGGCGGGCGCGCAGUGCACCACCUGCGUGGCCCCCGGCCUGGGUAAGGCGCGCGUGGCCCUCACAGGCGGCGCGCUCUACGCGCUCUGCGGGCUGUUGGCGCUCGUGCCGCUCUGCUGGUUCGCCAACAUCGUGGUCCGGGAGUUCUACGACCCGACCGUGCCCAUGUCGCAGAAGUACGAGCUGGGCGCCGCGCUCUACAUCGGCUGGGCCGCCUCGGCGCUGCUCAUGUGCGGCGGCGGCCUCGUGUGCUGCGGCGCCUGGGUCUGCGCCGGCCGCCCCGACUUCGGCUUCCCGGUCAAGUACUCGGCGCCGCGGCGGCCUACGGCCAGCGGCGACUAUGACAAGAAGAACUAUGUUUGAGUGCGCUUUCGCGGCAGGGCCGCGAGCGGGAGGACCGGCCAGGGGAGCCCCGUAUGGACGGCGGCCUCCGCGGCGCACAGGCUCUGCGGAACUCUGGGUCCUGCGCACGGACCGGACUCUGCCCGUAGCCCGUCCUCUCCGGCCGCCUAGCCGGCCCCGGGCUGCGCCCCGUCCCGCAAGGCGACGCGCACUUGGG
Kogia breviceps (pygmy sperm whale) is the source of this 944-nucleotide messenger RNA. RefSeq names its product claudin 5 (gene CLDN5). Gene Ontology annotation, molecular function: structural molecule activity. Gene Ontology annotation, cellular component: plasma membrane; bicellular tight junction. Gene Ontology annotation, biological process: cell adhesion; bicellular tight junction assembly. The record is from RefSeq and is a predicted model, not a curated record. NCBI's taxonomy places the organism in Eukaryota, Metazoa, Chordata, Mammalia, Artiodactyla, Physeteridae.